Messenger RNA from Lottia gigantea (owl limpet), 663 nucleotides. RefSeq lists its product as hypothetical. Bases 1 to 663 code for a protein of 220 amino acids. The record is from RefSeq and is a predicted model, not a curated record. The transcript has 4 exons. Lineage: Eukaryota; Metazoa; Mollusca; Gastropoda; Lottiidae.
AUGCUCCGUAUAGAAAUCAUUCGCGAGAGCAGCAUCUACGUCAAGUGUGGAAUGCUGAUACUGUUUAUCGGAGGUCUGAUGCACGUCGUUGGAAUGUCAGCUCCUUACUGGGUCGUGGUUAGUGGCCAAGGCGCCGAGGCCCACAUUGGACUGUGGGUGUCGUGUUUACCAGGUUUUGGGUGUGUGAGCAAUGAUUCCGAUUUGGGAUGGUUAAGUGGUUGUAAAUUCUUGGAAAUGGCUUCCCUGCUGAUUCUGUUUGGCGUCAUGGGUCUUUUAGUGCUGUACCGUAUCAGGAAUCUUAGACUCUUCAUCAUUCUUUCAUUCAUUGGCUCCAUCGUCAGUGAGGUGUUUAUCAUAUUGGGAGUCAUUGUUUUUGUAGCUGAAUCACCAUUUGGGGGCAGUCUGAAUUGGGCGUUUGCACUUGAAAUAAUCGCUGCCAUCGGUCUGGUUCCUGCAAAACUUUGUGCUAUUGUUGUCAAACCGGAAAGAAGUGUGUAUAAAGUGAACUCCAGAUCAAGUGAAUAUAUGAAAUAUAUCAUAGCAGGUAUCUUGACUCUCAGAAUGGUGUCAGGUGUUCCUGAAAGAGUCAGCAUGUCCUUUCCGGAAGCGACAACCGCCAUGUUACUUAUUACAAUGGCGCCAAAAAUAAUCAUGAAUACAUAA